Messenger RNA from Trachymyrmex septentrionalis, 894 nucleotides. RefSeq lists its product as uncharacterized. The record is from RefSeq and is a predicted model, not a curated record. The coding region runs from base 1 to 339 and encodes 112 amino acids. The transcript is spliced from 2 exons. Lineage: Eukaryota; Metazoa; Arthropoda; Insecta; Hymenoptera; Formicidae.
AUGACAUCUCUAUCAUAUCAAUAUCUAAUAUCUUUGAGUAGUAUUUCGAACAUUAUACGUGAAACAUAUAUAGCUAUACGGAAACGUUUAUUUUCUCUCGUACUUCCAAAAUGUGAUGAAGAAGACUGGAAAGAAAUUUCAAACGAUUUUGCAGAAAAGUGGAACUUUUCUCACUGCGUUGAUGCGAUUGAUGGCAAAUAUGUUGUCAUUCAAUGUCCUAACAAUGCUGGAUCAGAAUAUUAUAAUUAUGAAGGGAGUCACAGCAUUAUUUUACUUGCAGUGUGUGAUGCUAACUACGCUAUGUUAAUAUUGAUACUCCUGGAAGGCAAGGUGAUGUAAAUAUUUUGAAAAAUAGUAUCAUAGGACAAUUAUUAGAGAGAAAAAAAUUUAAUCUCCCACCACCUGAACCAUUAUAUGAAGAUGGUUUAAUUCUGCCCUAUAUAUUGAUAGAAGACGAGGCAUCCCCGUUAACUGAGUAUAUGAUGCGAUCAUAUCCAGGCAAAAAUGUAUAAUGACAUUAGAGAAACACAUUUAUAAUUAUCAUUUAUCUCGAGCUCGAAGAAUAGUAGAAAAUUUGUUCAGCAUUUUAGCUAGCCAAUGGCGACUUCAAAGAACAAUUUUAGCAAACAUUUCAAAUAUUAUCAAAAUGAUUCAAGCAAUCUGUCUUCAUAAUUAAUUAAGAAAACACGACGUUGCACGAGAAUCUUACGUUACACAAGAACUUAUAGAUCGGCCUACAGCAAAAGGAGACAUUGAAGAAGGUUCUUGGAGAAAAACUGUUAAAGAAUGUUCAUUUAUGAACGUUAAGUCUAUUCCAGCAAAAGCGUAUUCCUUGCGUGCAGCUAAUAUUCGAGAUAAAUUUUGUAGAUAUUUUAAUGAAGAAGGAGAAAUCAG